AAAAAUUAAUUAUUUAUAACUUGACCUUUCGCCAUGUCCGUGGAAGCUUUCACUGUGUCUGUGCAAGCUGGCUCGAGGUCUGGGUUCAGAGAAAAACAAAGUAUAAUGGCGUCCAAUCGACCCCGUAGCGGCUCAGUGAACAGUGAGAGUGUCUCUGUAUUAACUGAAGCGUCGUCUCCCGUAUCAAUGAUUGAUAGAGAGGGGGAGCCAUUGCUCUCCAAGCGGAUAGCUGACAAGAAUCAAGCCACUGAGCGGAAGCUGGGUAUGAUCUUUGGGGUGACCAUUCCGUGCUGUCUCUCUAUCUUCUCUGUCAUCAUCUUCCUGAGGCUUGGCUUUGUCUUGGGACAGGCUGGCUUCUGGGAGACCAUGGCGAUGCUCAUCCUAGGCUACCUGGUGGUCAUGCUCACCGUGCUCUCCAUCUCUGCCAUAGCAACCAGUGCCACCGUCGAGGGUGGAGGAGUUUACUUAUUACUGGUGAUAUAUUCACCAGUCCCACGAUAUGAAUGAUGCCAUUGUUCGUCUUCACUGGCGUUGCUUCUGGAGUCACCAUCUCAGCAGGAUGACCUCCCUCACACGACUCUUGUCUCCCUAGUGGGAACAGAGCUGUCGGACGUCUUCUUGGGACCUGUGACCUUUCUUGCAGAGAGCGUCUUCGAAUGCUGUUUUCUCUGCUCAUAUUUCUUGUGACUAAAGCAACAGUUGCUGUAACUGAGCUGCUUGACGAAGAACUACUGUCUGAAGUUUGUGAAGACAUCGUGUGUGGUAGCUGCGAACAAACUGCUGUGCCCUCGGUGUCACUGUCAUCUUCGUCAAUGGAUUUAAAUCUCUUACGAUAUGGAGUGCAACUGUUAGACUCUGUGGACUGCUCCCUCGUUAAUGAAGGCACUAUGAUGGUGACGUCUUGUGUGGAUCCAUCUUCUGCUUCUUUGGAUGGCUCUGGCUCUAGCUCUAGCUCUAUCGAUGGUUGUGUUGAGGUCGUGUCCAUUAUUCCAGGAUGAUCGUUACUGCACACAAAAGGCUUCAAGGUGUGGUAUGGGAAUGAGACUCUGUUAAACUACACCAGCUGGAGUUGGAACACCUUCCUCAACAACCUAGGAUCCAACUAUCUAAUCGAGGCUUUGGAGUCUUGCAAUUGUUCUGUUAGCUCGUGAAGACAUGUGUUUGAAGGAAACCCACUUUGAUGUCAAGGUGCCCAGUCCAGGGAAGCUCAAGUUUUCUCUGCGAGUUGUCAAGUACGACAGACACGGAUACAAGGCCAGGACAAGAGCUGUCAUCAUCACUGAUACGACAGAAUAACUGCUUCUAUCUUGAUACCAGCAAUUUCAAAGUGAAGGAGCAGUUUCCCCUCAGUGACAUUUCCGCUAUCUCUGUUAGCAGCCUGAGUGAUGGAGUGGUGGUCAUCGGACUACCCACGGAGGGACCCAAUGCAAGAGGUGACCUCAUUAUCAAGACUGAGCAGGUGAUUGAGCUUGUCACUAAACUGGCUCUGUUCGGAGGGAAACUGGAUACUGUCAAAAUUGUCUCCACGGGAACAUCUCCCCCACACUGUCCUCACCUUCACCAAGCCGGUGACAUUUAGAGAACACAAUCUUCAUAGUGCGUAUAGAGGACUCGUGUUAAUUAAUUUGUUGUCAAUAAUUAAUUUUGUGUGUUUAGUUUUUCAUUUUUCAUAAUUUAAUAGUAUAGCUAUAGCUAGUCUAUAGCUAGUAUAUAUAAUUAUGAAAUAUUUUUUUAUAUCUACCCUUUGUAAAAUAAAAACUAAUGAUAAUUAGUCGAGGG
Molecule: messenger RNA, 1779 nt
Organism: Halichondria panicea
Lineage: Eukaryota; Metazoa; Porifera; Demospongiae; Suberitida; Halichondriidae
Product: solute carrier family 12 member 9-like
Exons: 9
Coding region: 34-507 (157 amino acids)
Biological process (GO): potassium ion homeostasis; chloride transmembrane transport; cell volume homeostasis
Cellular component (GO): membrane
Molecular function (GO): potassium:chloride symporter activity
Source: RefSeq, a predicted model, not a curated record